AAAAAAAAUGUCUUCAUUAGAACUUAAAGUUCCACCCGUACUAUUUACUUUCCUCUGCAUGCUAGCUAUGUAUUUAUUCAAUAUCAUGACUCGGAAUGCAUUCUCUCUCUGUUCGUCCGAUGAUAAUUCAUUCGUGAUGAGAUUGUUAUUAUUUGCUUCAUCAUUAAUGAUUGGCGCGGGAAUUGCAUUGGCGGGAAAAUAUGAAUUUUCCAAAAUGAAAACUACGGUCAAUCCAAUGACUCCUGAGAAAACUUCGAGUUUAGUUCAGGGUGGAGUCUAUCGUUGGACGAGAAAUCCAAUGUAUGUGGGAUUUUUGGCAUGUCUGUUUGGAUGGUCAUUGUUCUUGAUGGAUUGGAUGGUGAUGGUUGUGUUUCUUCCAUUCUUUGUGUGGUAUUUAAACAAGUUUCAGAUAGAACCAGAAGAACGAUUUUUACAGGAAUUGUUUGGACAGGAAUUUGUAAAUUACAAGAGAAAAGUCAAACGAUGGUUAUUCGUCUAAUCUUGUGGAACGUCCUAUCAAACACUAUACGAAUCAAUGCUCUUCCACUUAGCUCAAUAUUUUUGCUGUCAUCUUUUCAGAAAAAGCAAACACUAAUUAAUUAAUUAAAAAAAACUGUAAAUACUUUCAUC
Messenger RNA from Naegleria gruberi, 630 nucleotides. RefSeq lists its product as uncharacterized. The record is from RefSeq and is a predicted model, not a curated record. The transcript has a single exon. NCBI's taxonomy places the organism in Eukaryota, Heterolobosea, Eutetramitea, Acrasida, Naegleriidae. The coding region runs from base 8 to 499 and encodes 163 amino acids.